AAAAAAGGCAGCUGGCCACGCUUGCAUCAUUAUAUUUAACGUAAUUUCUUUGUGUUAAAUUCAAUUCAGGGUAAUUAAAUUGUGCAUUAAGUUAACGUUUAUUUGCAACAAAGCAACGUCGCCAUACUUCUUAGUCAAUUCGAGCACGCGAUGAGUGAACUCGAAGCACCACCAUCUAAGAAGCAAAGAAUAGAGGAUGUCACCGAAGACCUGGACACCGAUAGACAGAUCGAUGAAGAUAAGUUUGACAACUUUGUCCGGCCCGAGGAGUUGGAGAGGCUGCGGGAGUUCAAGGUGCUCGAUGAAGUCAAGUCUAACGAUGAGGAUAGUGAAGAGGAGACGGAUGAGGAGGAUGAUGAUGGCAAGUCCGAGGGCGUCCCCGAAGAAGAAAUCGAGAAGAUGCUGGAAGAAGACCUGCCGGAGGACUUCAAGGCUGCUCCCAAGCCUAAGGAGAAAGCGUACAUAACUAGACAAAAGACUGUUUUAGAAGAAAAGGGUGUAAACCAAUUCGAGGUGCUUCCCCUGGAUUGGAUGAUGGUGCGGCACUAUAGCGGCAUGCCCGUUUACAUGCACCGCGGGACUCGCGUCUGCACGCUGGCGAAACCAUACUCGCUCGGCAAGGGUAACACGAGACGGCACGACAUCCCAAUCAGCGCUAUACCGUGCCUCGCGUACCGGCGCGCUUUAGAAGAGGAGGAAAAACAGAAAGAGAUAGACGAAAAGAUCAAAGAACAGAUCGAAAGCGGCGCCUGGGCUAGAAUGGGACAGAACGAUCAUAAUAAAAAUGUAACCAACAAUACUAGUAAUAGUACGCAGGAAAAUAAAAGUAUUAGUGGAAAUGAUGAUAGUAGUAGAGACACCACUAGCCAGGAUAUUCAAUUAAAUGUUAAUCUAAAACCUAGCGAAAAUUUAGAAAAUACACAACCAAAAGAAAUACGCGAAAACAUAUUAAAUUCUACAGAACACCUAUCAAAAGAAAUACAAGAAAUAAAACAGGAAAUUGUAAUCAAUGAAGAAAUAAUUAUUGAGCUCGAAGAUAUAAGCAAAGAAAUAAAAAGGGAGUGUCCUUAUAAACAUAAUAACAAAAUAAAUGAGAAUGAUGAUAAAAAUGUAGAGAUUGAAAUGCCUGAUGAAGAAAUUAUAAUACCCCGUGAAGUAAAUAAAAUACCUGACGAAGUUAAUAAAAUACCUGAUGAAGUAAAUAAAAUACCUGAUGAAGUAAAUAAAAUACCUGAUGAAGUUAAUAAAAUACCUGAUGAAGUAAAUAAAAUACCUGAUGAAGUAAAUAAAAUACCUGAUGAAGAAAAUAAUGAGAUAGAAAAUGAGAAUGAAAGAGAUGAAACACCGCUUAAUCAGCAGCCCGUGAUAUUGCCCGGGGGUAUCGUUAUGCCCCCGCCGAGGGUGGAGACUGUGAAUACUAGUUGGAAGACGCAACAGUUGACACAUGAGCAAAUUAAUGAUUAUUGCAAGAAGCUGUUUAAGUUUAAAACUGUUAAUAUUAUGCAUUUCAGGCGGUGGGCAGACAGACGCAAAUACGCUAAGGCUCGGAAGACGCUUCAGUAUCCAACGUUACCGGAAGGCACCAAACUUAUCACCAUACCAGCUCAGCCUGCCAACGGGCAAGAUAAUGGCGGUAAGGCGAGCAAGCGCGACUGGGUGAUGAACAUGAAUGGCCGCAGUUACCUCUCCGUGUUCCAUGAAUACGUGCGUCGCGCUCUACAGAAACAGCCCGUUUACGAGUUCAAACAGCUAGAAAAUGCUUCCUCCCCUUACCAAGCCACGGUGCACAUCGGCGGCAUGCAGUACGGGUCGGGGCGCGGCUCCAGCAAGCGGCAGGCCAAGUCCGCGGCCGCGCGCGCCUCCAUACACAUCCUCAUCCCGGAGAUGAGGGCCGAGCUCGACGCGCCGCAAGCUGACCCGGAUUUCACUUUUUUCGACUACGUAGGUAUCGAGGACCCGCGUAUCUCGGAGUUCUGCGCGGCGACUUGUGAGCCGUCACCGCACGCUAUACUUCGCACGUGUCUCCUGCGCAACUUCGGCGCACAGGACCGGCAUAUACACACCGAGAUGAAAAAAUUGGAAUACCAGAAGAUCGAGUUGACUAUGCGCGUCGGCCGACACUCCGCCACCGUCGUCUGUAAAAACAAGAAGGCGGCCAAACAGCGAGCCAGCCAGGCCAUACUGCAGGCGCUACACCCACAUGUUCGUUCUUGGGGCUCGCUGCUCCGUCUGUACGGGUCGCGCUCCGUCAAGAGUUGCAAGGAGAAGAAGAUAGAGGAGCAGCAAAUCACCUUACUGCAAGACAAGGCUCGUCACAACGAACCGAACUACGCCGUACUGGAGAAACUUCGCAACGAGAUGAGAAAACUAAAGGAAAGGGACGAGGCCGUCGUCCCCAUCGGCACUCUGCUCGUCAAGGACGACCUGCCCACACAUUCCGGGUCCAAUCUCAACAACGUAGAUCUCUAAGAAGAAACUAGA
This is a messenger RNA of Cydia strobilella, 2481 nucleotides long. It is a transcript of the gene pasha, whose product is annotated as microprocessor complex subunit DGCR8. Gene Ontology annotation, molecular function: primary miRNA binding; identical protein binding; double-stranded RNA binding. The coding region runs from base 151 to 2469 and encodes 772 amino acids. NCBI's taxonomy places the organism in Eukaryota, Metazoa, Arthropoda, Insecta, Lepidoptera, Tortricidae. Gene Ontology annotation, cellular component: microprocessor complex. The transcript is spliced from 13 exons. The record is from RefSeq and is a predicted model, not a curated record. Gene Ontology annotation, biological process: primary miRNA processing.